AUGACCACAGACGAGGACAAGCCCAUCAUCUCCGCCACCACAGCGGCCAUCCUGUCGGUCGGCUUCACUUUGAUCUAUGUGGUUCCCUUUUACCUGUCCAAAUCAACUCGGCCAUCACCGACCUUGAAUCGAGAUGCGCCCUCCGUCAUUCGAGCACGGAUACACACCGUAGCUUUGGCCUGCAUCGUGGCGUCGUCCGCAACGCUCUAUUUACUUGUGGUGACCGCGAAACUGACCGUGACGGACUCACUCCACCUCCUUGGCUGGUGGCCUAUUCAGUUCGGCGAUGUGGUCCGGUGUUGCGCGUUGACCUUUCUUCUCUACAUCGGACCUUUGUUCGAACGGAUCUUCAUCGAAGGCGUGGUCGAUGACUUUCGUCGUGGCCGAAAAGUCAUCGAAUCGCUCAGCAGUUGGCAAGGCUAUCGAAACUACGUGGCAAGUCCUAUUGCCGAAGAAGUCGUCUUUCGAUCCGUCCUGGUAUCUCUUCAUCUUCUGGCCAAAGUAUCGGCGACCAAGAUCAUUUUUCUCACCCCGUUGUAUUUUGGCAUUGCGCAUGUUCAUCAUUUCUACGAAUUCACAUUGACCCAUCCUCACACCCCACUGAUACCCGCUCUUUUCCGUGUGACCUUUCAAUUCGGAUACACGACGCUUUUCGGCUGGUAUGUGGACUUUGUAUACCUUCGAACGGGGUCUCUCUACACCUGCAUUAUCAUCCACACUUUCUGCAAUUGGGUUGGUCUCCCUCGAUUCUGGGGUCGCGUGAAAUGUGGGGAGUCGUAUCUUCUCCCACCAGUGGCUAUUCGAGGCAAAGAUGACACGGAAUCCCAUCACCCACAUGGAAGGGGAGAGAAAUUGGGUCUCAAAUGGACAGUGGUUUAUUACGUCCUAUUGAUUGCCGGUGCAUGUGCCUUUUAUACGGGGCUAUGGCCGCUGACGACGUCUUCCGCUGCGCUGGCCGAAUUUGGAGGGACCAAAGGUCACUGA
Messenger RNA from Rhinocladiella mackenziei CBS 650.93, 984 nucleotides. RefSeq lists its product as uncharacterized. Gene Ontology annotation, cellular component: endoplasmic reticulum membrane. The transcript has 2 exons. The coding region runs from base 1 to 984 and encodes 327 amino acids. Gene Ontology annotation, biological process: CAAX-box protein processing. Gene Ontology annotation, molecular function: metalloendopeptidase activity. Lineage: Eukaryota; Fungi; Ascomycota; Eurotiomycetes; Chaetothyriales; Herpotrichiellaceae. The record is from RefSeq and is a predicted model, not a curated record.